Scheffersomyces stipitis CBS 6054 is the source of this 3533-nucleotide messenger RNA. It is a transcript of the gene SRO77, whose product is annotated as putative Rab GTPase-binding protein. Bases 227 to 3454 code for a protein of 1075 amino acids. Gene Ontology annotation, biological process: regulation of protein secretion; regulation of exocytosis; establishment of cell polarity. Gene Ontology annotation, molecular function: GTPase activator activity; myosin II binding; syntaxin binding. NCBI's taxonomy places the organism in Eukaryota, Fungi, Ascomycota, Pichiomycetes, Serinales, Debaryomycetaceae. The record is from RefSeq and is a predicted model, not a curated record. The transcript has a single exon. Gene Ontology annotation, cellular component: cytoplasm; plasma membrane.
CUUAACUGGGUGUAUAUUCUGAUUCAGCGAGAUUGUUCAACAACUCUACUCAAGUUCGAGAAAGAAAACUUAAAAUUGGAAGGUCUGAUCCAAUAGUGAACCAUAAUCAGAUCACUAUAGACUCUUGUAUAUUCAUACAAUUCAUAGUAUUACUCAUUUCGUUCAAUACUUCUGAUAUUCAUCUUCUAUUAUCACUUCAUACUACCAUUUCAAAAUCAAAACCAAUAUGUUCUCGAAAAUGAAAUCUAGGAAAGCUCCGCUUUCGCUAAGUUCGGUAUCCAACGUCAUCAAGACUUCAGGAACAAAAGACCUUUCCCCAUCACACUUUAAUGCUAAGGAUAUAGAGAUGAAUUUUGUGACCCAAUUGGGAUUGCCCAAGGAUUCCAUUGUGGCUGUAGCUUACGAUCCUGUUCAAUCGUUAUUGGCUGUUUCUACUACAUACAACGAGGUUCGUGUAUAUGGUCAGAAUUCAGUCGAAGUUGUCUUCGAAUUCAAUGCUACUCAUCCCAUUACAAAAUUAAAAUUCGUUAAAGGUGUAUAUUUAGUUGCUAUCACCGAGUCUUCUGGAGGAAUCACUGUUCUAUCAUUACAUUCCAAAUCCAUCUUGGUAGCUACUCUGGCCCCUGGAGCUAUCACAGCCGUAGAAGCAGAUCCUUCCUUGGAUUUUAUUAUCUUGGGACUUACCAAUGGCUCACUCAUGUUCUUUGAUGUAGAUAGGUUAAACAUGAGCCCUCUACGUGUAGAUAAUCUUCAGAAAAAAGUGUUACCCAAGCAGAAGAUGUCGCCAGUUUUACAUCUCGAAUGGCACCCCAGAGACAUUGGUACUGUUCUAGUCACCUAUUCUCAUUGUGCUAUUCUCUAUUCUAUUGCCUCUGGAGAACUCAAGAGCAAAUUUGUCUAUGUGGUCGAAAAAGGAGCAAAAUCAUUUGAACUUUCUUCGUUUGUAGCCAAUGGAGGCAAGAAAAAGAUGUUUGGUUCCUCAAAGGAUGUGAUUCCAGAAUUGACGGAGUCUCAUUUUCACCCAAAUGGAUUACAUGUUUUGACGUUGCACAGAGAUAACACUAUUGCCUUCUGGGAUGCAGCUAGUGGAGCACUUAUUCAAACCCGAAAUAUUUUUGAAGUUGGUCUCCACAAGCCUGGGCCUUCUUUGGAGAUACCAGAAGUGUUUCACCCUAUUCAGUCGGUCAGAUGGAUCUGUGGUGAGGAUCCGGAAUUGACUCAGCUUGUAAUAUGUGGAGCUGGUGCUGAAGGAAAUUUGCUACACGUACUUGAUUUUGGCUAUACUUUGAAGUAUUCCAUGACGUCGAAUGAAAAACAGGCGGAAUUCUAUGCUCUGCCCCAAAGUGGCCAAAGAAUCCUUCCAGUGUUGUUCAACUUGAGAAAACAAGAUGAACAAGAGUAUAUCACCAGUAUUUUGCCAAUUUCAGGUGACAACGAGCCAUAUUUCAACGGCAAUCAUAAUCCUUCGUAUUUGCUUUUAGUCAGCAAUCUCAAUGCUUUGUAUAUAAUCCAAUUCUCUACCGUUGGUGGAGCUCAGGGCAGCACUGAUUUGGGUGGAUUACUUCUUCCACCAUCCAUAGCAUUUAUACAUCCACCAGUGACUAGCUCAUCAGUCCAGUUUGUCAAAAGAAAGGACUGGUUCAGUAUGAUGUCCACUAGAGUUUCGGGCGGCGCUGCAGCUAAGUCCAACUUGUUAUUGAAAGGAGGUGCUCCUGUCGAGAACUCGUCUAUUCCUAAGUCCUUUGGCUAUAAUGAUACUUACCGUAAUAUCUUAGUCACUGGUCAUGAAAGCGGCUUGGUGCGUCUUUUGGAUAUCACCAAGACAGAAUUCCUGGAAGCGGAGAGCAUCGUACAAAUCAGUCUUAAAGAAACUCUCUAUAACAGUGGAAACCCCAACUCUGUUAAAAUCGUGGAUGUUUCUUGUGCCUUUGGCAGUAAAGAGAUGUUGGUGGCAUUGGGCAGUGGCGAUGUGGUAAUUUGUAAAUUCGGUAGAUCCAACGGCAGCCAAGGAAAUCAUAGCACUAAGGAUUAUGCUAGAUGUCCCGUGCAACAUGAAAAUGGAAAUGGAAAGAUAUUAGACAUAAGAGAAAGGAUCCUGGGCUCCGUAACUCAGACAUCUACAUUUUUGCCUGUCUCAUUGCUUCAAUUGGACAAAAAAGAAAAAGUUUCUUGCAUCAAGAUGAGUGACAUUGGGUUUGCAGCUGUAGCAUAUACCAGUGGCCGUUUGGUCGUAUGCGACAUCACCAGAGGACCAGCCAUAAUUUUGAACCUUGAGUCUAUUUCGGAGCAUCUUGUUACCGUGACUGGUGAAUGUUAUGCCACUGUUGUAGAGUUUUCUAUUAUGGAAUAUGGGCAAGAUGGAUAUUCUUCGGUUCUUCUUCAUGUGGGCACCAACUGUGGAGGUAACUUGCUUAACUUCAAGAUCGUACCAAUGGGUAAUGGAGGGUUCGAAGUUGUUUUCACUGACAGAACAAUUGGGUUGAACUACAAGUCUGGGGCUGCUGAUCCUCUGCUAUUGAAAUUGGAUCAGAUCAUCCCGAUCAAUGCUGUUGAUGGAAGUUCUGCAGUUGCUGAAAUGGAGAUAUUCAACAAGCUAGGGCAAGGUGUAGUUAUUCCCGGAUAUGUUGUUACUACGUCUGAACGAGACCUUAGAGUUCUUAAAAUUCCCAAGACUAAAUUGUCCCACAAGGUUGUGGAGGAUAGCUGUUUGAGAAGCGGAGUUUUGAAUUUCCAUAACAAUGGUGUUAUGGUUGCAUCUUUAGUAAAAACUGGCUACGUCAAGUUAUUUUCGCUACCAUCAUUGGCAGACAUUGCUGAUAUAAAGGUACCCAAGGAAAUUUAUGUGAAGAUCAAGAGAUCGCUUGAAUCUGGAAUUGCCUCUCAAUCCGAAAUCUUGAGCACAGGAGAUUUCUUUGUUCGCUCCAGCAAAAGUGAAUUUCUACAUAUGUCUGCUUUUGAUAAAGGAAGCAGACUUCAUCGGUCUCAUAAUAAAGAAAAUGUGACUGAUUUACUUUUCAAUGAGAAUGCUAUCAUUCCUCCCCGUCCUACAGCUGGUACUCUACUGUGGGCAACAGGACAAACAGGCUACAUGUCUGUAGAGGACUUGGCUCUAUUAGUUGCGGGACCUAAUAGAAAGCCCGCUAAGCAUCCCGAAAGUCAGUUGGCCCACAAUAUCAGUCCCGAAGCAAACUUGAGUCAAGGAUAUGGAGGCUAUGGAGCUGCAUCUCAACAAUCUAGCCGUGGCUACAAGGAACCGGUCAGAAGAUCUACAACUGCCAGCUCUGGUGGUGUGGCAGGUCAAGGCUGGGUGCGCAGUCUCCAGGCUGGACUUGAGUCUGUGGAAGAAACUAUUGGAGGAUAUGCCAAUUCUGCUAGUGAAGCUAUGACAGAAAGUGUUGAAGGACAAAAGAGGGCCAUGUACUCUGCAGCCUUCAAGGACAAGUUUGGAUUUUAGGAUAUAAAAGUAUUUUACCUUGAAUGAUACAUAUAAGUGUGUAUUUAGGUUUAUGUGAAUUCAAGAUAUUAAUUGUUUU